AGCCGGAUUGGUUCUUUUACUUUCGGGAGCCCACCUUCGCGGCUUCCGUCUCCGGCAGUAGCUGUGACGACCCAUCGUAAAGCAAUGGCGGCAGGUGGGAGCGAUCCUCGGGCUGGUGACGUCGAAGAAGACGCUUCGCAGCUCAUCUUUCCCAAAGAGUUUGAAACAGCUGAGACUCUCCUAAACUCUGAAGUUCACAUGCUUCUGGAGCAUAGAAAGCAGCAGAAUGAGAGUGCAGAGGACGAGCAGGAGCUCUCAGAGGUCUUCAUGAAAACCCUCAACUAUACAGCCCGUUUCAGCCGGUUCAAAAACAGAGAGACCAUUGCCAGUGUUCGUAGCUUGCUUCUCCAGAAAAAGCUACAUAAGUUUGAGUUGGCCUGUCUAGCCAACCUUUGCCCGGAGACUGCUGAGGAGUCCAAAGCUCUGAUUCCAAGCCUGGAAGGGCGUUUUGAAGAUGAGGAACUGCAGCAGAUUCUUGAUGAUAUCCAGACAAAGCGCAGCUUCCAGUACUGAUGGCCAGACAGUGCCACAGUCCGAACCCUGGGUGGGCCUCAUGCAGGAGUGUUGCCUCAGAAGACACUGGCACUUCUGCUGUAGUUUUUGCUUUACUGAGAGAGAAUGCCUCUCUAGUUCUCAGAGUCGUAACAGUCCUCCUGCCUCAGCCUCCCAAGUGCUGGGGCUGCAGGUGUGAGCCAACACUUACCGCUUGGCUGUUGGGAGAGGAAAGAAAGGCUGGCUCUGGAUGCUCUAGGUGCUAUCUUCACAGUGACCAUUAGACCAUGAUUACCGACUGUUCUCCUUGCAGCCUUGUAAGGGCUGCUAUGGUCAAGUGUGCUGCAGUCCUGAACUGGUGAGGUAGACUGAUGUUAAAACAUUCGUUGACUAUCUCAUACCGUGGAUUUUUUUGGACCCCAUGUUUUUUUUGUUGUUGUUAUUCUUGAUAUUUCAAUUCUUAAUGUCAAUAUAUUUUGUAGUUUUUGAAGCUAAAAUGAUAUAUAAAAAAACUUGUAUGGGGGAGGAAUUUUUUACUUGGUUAUAAAGAGGAGAGAUAAACCAGAA
Messenger RNA from Mastomys coucha (southern multimammate mouse), 1059 nucleotides. It is a transcript of the gene Polr2d, whose product is annotated as RNA polymerase II subunit D. NCBI's taxonomy places the organism in Eukaryota, Metazoa, Chordata, Mammalia, Rodentia, Muridae. Gene Ontology annotation, cellular component: P-body; RNA polymerase II, core complex. Bases 85 to 513 code for a protein of 142 amino acids. The record is from RefSeq and is a predicted model, not a curated record. The transcript is spliced from 4 exons. Gene Ontology annotation, biological process: nuclear-transcribed mRNA catabolic process, deadenylation-dependent decay; transcription initiation at RNA polymerase II promoter; mRNA export from nucleus in response to heat stress. Gene Ontology annotation, molecular function: translation initiation factor binding; nucleotide binding.